Nerophis lumbriciformis (worm pipefish) is the source of this 1080-nucleotide messenger RNA. The record is from RefSeq and is a predicted model, not a curated record. Lineage: Eukaryota; Metazoa; Chordata; Actinopteri; Syngnathiformes; Syngnathidae.
AUGACUCUUGACUCCAUGAUGGCUUGUUGCCUGAGUGAAGAGGCGAAGGAGUCCAAACGGAUCAACUCGGAGAUCGAGAAGCAACUUCGGCGGGACAAACGGGAUGCCAGGAGGGAGCUUAAGCUGCUUCUGCUAGGUACUGGCGAAAGCGGCAAGAGCACUUUUAUCAAGCAGAUGCGCAUCAUCCACGGGUCAGGCUACACCGAUGAGGACAAGAAGGGCUUCACAAAACUAGUCUAUCAGAACAUCUUCACGUCCAUGCAGUCAAUGAUCCGUGCCACAGAGACCCUAAAGAUACCAUACAAGUUUGAACAGAACAAAAACAAUGCGCAGCUGGUGCGCGAGGUGGACGUGGAGAUGGUGACGUCAUUUGAUCAGCCGUACAUCGGCGCAAUCAAGAUGCUUUGGGCUGACCCUGGCAUCCAGGAGGCCUACGACCGCAGGAGAGAGUAUCAGCUCUCAGACUCCACUAAAUACUAUCUUAGCGAUCUGGAUCGUAUCGCUGAAUCUUCCUAUCUACCCACCCAACAGGAUGUGCUUAGGGUUCGAAUCCCAACCACUGGGAUCAUAGAAUACCCUUUCGACUUGCAAAGCAUCAUUUUCAGGAUGGUGGAUGUUGGUGGCCAGCGGUCGGAGAGGAGAAAGUGGAUCCAUUGCUUCGAGAACGUCACCUCUAUCAUGUUUCUGGUGGCGCUCAGCGAGUACGACCAGGUGCUGGUAGAGUCUGACAAUGAGAACCGCAUGGAGGAGAGCAAAGCGCUGUUCAGGACCAUUAUCACAUAUCCUUGGUUUCAAAAUUCCUCCGUCAUCCUCUUUCUGAACAAGCGGGAUCUGCUAGAGGAGAAGAUCAUGUACUCUCACUUGGUGGACUACUUCCCAGAGUUUGACGGCCCUCAGCGCGAUCCGCUGGCCGGCCGCGAAUUCAUCCUGAAGAUGUUUGUGGACUUGAACCCAGACAGUGACAAGAUUAUCUACUCGCACUUCACUUGCGCAACUGACACAGAGAACAUCCGCUUUGUCUUUGCUGCUGUCAAAGACACCAUUCUACAGCUCAACCUCAAAGAGUACAACCUGGUGUGA